UUUCAUUGUCAUAUUCGUAAUCAGCGUGCAAAAAUACAAAAAAAAGUGCAGUUUCGAAAGAAUCGGAGAGUUCACCUAUUCGGAACUCUACCCAUAAAUCACAACGACAGUGAAAAAUUUCAAGGAAACAUGUUUACAUCUCAGCAUGAUAAUUGCCACGGUAAUUGGAAACUCAAACGCUUCUAUCGAAAGAUAGAAUCGAAAGAUAGAAUGUCCGGAGACCCCGGACAUCUCCAAAGAGCAGCAGAUUUUAUAAAGGCGUUCAUCUAUAUAAGAGGACGCCUUGGCACUGCCGCGCCUGGGCGACUUGUUCGUGGAGUCUUGGAGUUCGUGGAGGCAAAGGCGGAAGGUCAUUGCAAACAAGGCAGCUCACCCUCCAAAGUCUACGGGCAAUUGAGAACCAUGGCCAGUAGAGCAUCGGAACCAGUUCUGGUGGCCAUACCUUCUAUUUAUUUAUAUCGUACAUAUGCGUACUUGUGUAAAUGUGUAUACUCGUGCAAAUAAAUUAUAUAAAUAUACAUUUUCUUGUGUACUUGUAUGCCUAUAUACCGGCAAUCCCCUCUCGUUAGCCGCUAAAGGGGUAUACAGGGUGAGUCACAACAUUUGUGCCAGAGCUCGUGAGAAGGUAGAACGGAUCGAGAUGAACA
Molecule: messenger RNA, 647 nt
Organism: Vollenhovia emeryi
Lineage: Eukaryota; Metazoa; Arthropoda; Insecta; Hymenoptera; Formicidae
Exons: 2
Coding region: 130-504 (124 amino acids)
Source: RefSeq, a predicted model, not a curated record